Molecule: messenger RNA, 2477 nt
Organism: Coregonus clupeaformis (lake whitefish)
Lineage: Eukaryota; Metazoa; Chordata; Actinopteri; Salmoniformes; Salmonidae
Product: tripartite motif-containing protein 16-like
Exons: 6
Coding region: 245-1915 (556 amino acids)
Molecular function (GO): protein binding; zinc ion binding
Source: RefSeq, a predicted model, not a curated record
AUGUCCCCCUUUCGAUCCCCGAAUCGAUCUCUCGCUGCUAGUCGGUUAUCAACAAUUACAUUUGAAUUGUGAUAUCUUAUAUUGAAAUCACGACUGGUAAAAAUGAAAUUAUUUAAUUACAAUUAGACUAGUUCAACUGCGGGACUGGGAGAUAUGUUAUACGUCUACCUAGAUUCAUUCAUUUCUGCCGGGGUGUGUCUUUGUCUUCAUAUACAGCUAUUGGUAUUUGUGAGUGAUAACUAAAAUGGCUGAGCAGGGAGUUCUCCUGGACCAGGACCAGUUCUGCUGCUCUAUCUGUCUGGAUUUACUGAAGGAGCCGGUCACUAUCAACUGUGGACACAGUUACUGUAGCAAUUGUAUUGAGGACUGCUGGGAUAAGGAUGAUCCAAAGGGGGUCUACAACUGUCCCCAGUGCAGACAGACUUUCUCUCCUCGGCCUGCUCUGAUGAAGAAUAGCCUGCUAGCCAUGGUGGUUGGGAACAUGAAGAAGACAGGACUCCAGCCUACUCCUCCUGCUAUGUGCUUUGCUGGACCUGGAGAUGUGGAAUGUGAUUUCUGCAAUGGGAGAAAGCAUAAAGCUCUCAAGUCAUGUCUGGUGUGUCUAGCCUCUUACUGCGAGACUCAUCUCCAGCCUCAUUAUAAUAUAGCUCCAUUGAUGAAGCACAAGCUGAUCAAAGCCACCACACAAUUGCAGGACAAUAUCUGCUCUCAUCAUGACAAACUGCUGGAGAUUUUCUGCCGGACCGAUCAGCAGUGUAUCUGUUAUCUGUGUACCAUGGAUGAACACAAAGGCCAUGAUACAGUCUCAAUCACAGCUGAAAAGACUGAGAAACAGAAGCAGAUAGGGCUGAGUCAGCAAAAGGUCAAGCAGAAAGUCCAGGAGAGGGAGAAGGAGUUGAAGGAACUGCAACAGGCUGUGGAGUCGCUCAGUCACUCUGCACAGGCAGCAGUGGAGGAAAGUGAGAGGAUCUUCACAGAAUUUAUUGACUCCAUUGAGAGAAGGCGCUCUGAGGUGAAGGAGCUGAUUGUAGCCCAGGAGAAUACAGCUGUGAGUCAAGCUGAAGGCCUCAUGGAGUGUUUGGAGCAGGAGAUCGCUGAGCUGAAGAUGAAAGGGGUUGAGCUGGAGAAGCUCGCACACACAGAGGAUCACAUCCAUUUCCUGGAGAGUUAUCAGUCUCUCGCCAGUCCUAGUGUAUUUUCAGAUUUACCCACCAUCGCUGUCCGUCCUCUUCUGUACUUUGAGGAUGUGAGUGAGGCUGUGUCUAACCUGAGAGAGAAACUAGAGGGCAUCUUGAAGAGAGAAUGGUGCAGAAUUUCCACCAGAGUGAAUCUAGUGGAUGUUCUACACCUUCCCGAGCCCAAGACCAGAGCUGAAUUCUUACAAUAUUCCUGUCGGCUCACCCUGGACCCACACACAUUAUACAGACAACUCUUUCUGUCUGAGCUGAACAGAAAGGUGAAACUGAAGCGCAAAGGCUACUCCUACCCCAGCCGUCCAGACAGAUUCACUCAGUUGUGUCAGGUGCUGUGCAGGGAAGGUCUGUCUGGGCGCUGUUACUGGGAGGUGGAGUGGAGUGGGUGGAAGAUUUAUGCAGGCGUCUCAUAUAAAGACAUCAGCCGAUCAGGGCCUGCGGACGAUUGUCAAUUCGGACACAAUGACAAGUCCUGGAGUUUAGAAUGCUGUAGUAAUGGUUACUUUUUCCGACAUAAUAAUGUCAAGACUGAAGUGGCACGCCCUCAGUCCUCCAGGGUAGGAGUCUAUCUGGAUCACCAGGCGGGCACUCUGUCCUUCUACAGUGUCUCAGACAAAAUGACCCUCCUGCACAGAGUCCAGACAAACUUCACUCAGCCCCUCUAUCCUGGGUUUUGGCUUCAUUGUUUUAAGACCACUGCUGAGCUAUGUGAGUUAGAGUAGAGGCCCCUGUCAGCGUGAUGCUUUACCAUGCCCUACUACUCCGAAUUGUUUAUCAGAGAUAAACAUUUCCUUCUAUGAAUCUCAGAGGAUUGACUUUCACAGAUUGAGCUCUCUAGUCUAGAUAUAAUUUGAGGUUAUUUUCCCCCAAAUUUUAGGAAUAAAGUUCAUCUAAUGUAAUUUUCUCGCUAGUCAGACAAUCCAUAUCUCUGUUGAGAUUUUACCUCUGAAGGCAGCAUGUAGUAGGGCAGGAAAUACAUUGUUUCCAGAAUGAUCUCUCAACUUGUCCUGGCUGUGUGUUACGUGUUCUAUGCCAGAGACGUUGGCAAUUUUUAUGUAGGCUACUGUGUACACAUGAAUGUUUUUUUCCUGCAUAUUGUAUUUCUGUUUGUCCUAGAACUCUCAAAUACAUCAUGUUACAGGUCCCCUGCAGGUCCAUAUUGUAUCAAUUGUUUUUCAAUCAACUGACGUAAGUAGUUUACUGAACCUGUAUUUAUAGUGUUCACUCAAUAUUGACAAUGCUGAACCAAAUGCAAACUGAUAAAUAAACAGCUUAUUUGUUGAA